This is a messenger RNA of Linum tenue, 834 nucleotides long. NCBI's taxonomy places the organism in Eukaryota, Viridiplantae, Streptophyta, Magnoliopsida, Malpighiales, Linaceae. The record is from the annotation of a GenBank genome assembly.
AUGGAAACGGAGAGCGACGAACAACUUGACUACCUGAGAUGGCUGGACCUGCAACCAGCGAGGUCAGUUCUGUAUGUCUCCAUGGGCAGCUACUUGUCCUUUCCAGCAACACAGGUGGAGGAAAUCGCGGCAGGUUUGAGCCAGAGCGGGGUUCGGUUCCUGUGGGUGGCUCGUGGCGAGGCGACGAGACUGCAGAAGGCCUGGGGAGGCGACAGGGGACUCAUGGUGCCAUGGUGUGAACAGUUGAAGGUGCUUCACCACCCUUCGGUAGGCGGGUUCUGGACACACUGCGGAUGGAACUCCGUGCAGGAAUGCGUGCUCUAUGCCGGGGUUCCGAUGCUGACGUGGCCUCUCGGCAUCGACCAAUUGCACAGCAGCAAGGUGAUCGUCGAGGAUUGGAGGAUCGGGUGGAAGGUGAAGGAGGAAGCUUGGAUGGGUAGAGAGCGAGUGGCGGGAAUUGUGAAGAAGUUCAUGGAUUGUGAGAACGCCGAAGUGAAAGAGAUAGUUCAGUUUAGAACCAUAGCUAACGUCAUUCCACCAGAGCGCCUGAAAGCUGGUGAUUUUCCUGGAUUCUAUGAAGCUGUGAUGACAGAGAUGGAAUCCCCCUUCGAACAGCUCCUGGAUCAGCUCCAACCUCCGGCGACUGCGAUUAUCGGAGACAUUGAAGUCAGAUGGGCUAUGGGAGUGGGCAACCGCAGGAAUAUUCCAGUGGCGGCUUUCUGGACGAUGUCAGCUUCCUUCUUUUCCAUAUACGUACGUCUUCCUUUGCAAUUCAGCUGCGCGAUUUUUGUGAUAUUUUGUUUUUCAUUUUUUACAAUUAUAAUUUUUUUGUGA